UGUCAAUGUGGAAUUAUGUUCUUGUAUAAAAGGAAGACAUUAUUUGUCUCUACGUAGUAUUAUUUUUUUUAUCAUCAAUAUAUACGUAUUAAGAACGAAAGCGGCCUUGCCGUUAUAUAAAGUGCAAAUGCAUAUUAAGAUGCUAGCAUGAUUUUUUCUGUUUGUGUGUAUAAAAAAGUUCCGAAUUAUUGAAAAAAUAUCAUAAAUGAUAAUCGAGAAAAAAUAUUAUUAGCUAGAAGUAUAUAAGCUCAGUAAUCAGAAAAUCGGAUAGAAUAUUUAUAUUGUAUGAGAAGUAAAUAAACUUGGCAACUUUGAAUUAAUUUAUUUUUCACACGAUGACAGUUCCUUGUUCUCGUUUCUCACUCGAUGGCGGAAAUUAAUGAGAAAAGACGACGAAGUGCAGAAAACGAGAAAAUAUUGUAAAAAAAUAAUUUUCAAUAGGAAAAGUUUCUAAAACUUGUGAAAUUGUUGUCAAAAUCAAGAGUAUCCGCAAUCGGGAAACUAUAUUCGAUGAAAUUAUGGCCGCGGAGCAACGUGUAUUAAAACAGGAUGGCUAUUUGGACGUUGGUAAUGUCGAGGAAUCGCGUAAUAUCGCCUACCAUCCACACUUGAAUGUAAUUCUUGUCUUCGACUCCAGUAAUCAAGUGAAAAUUCUCGAUGUACAUUCAGGAGUUAUUUUACAGACUUAUAAUUUAGGCGGAAAUGCCAUCGAUGGAAACGUACGAGGAAAAUACAUGCCCCUGCAGGAGAAAAUACUCCUUUGGGAUGGACAGAAUUUGGGUUUUCGUGGUGAUUACAAUGGUGUUUUGCUAUUGGAUACAAUUCUACAACCACCUAUUUUGCAAAAUGAUGAUCUUAUCAAAUUAGAAUUGCUUCUGUCAGAAGCGAUAAUUUUUCAGACGUGUCUCAAGGAUCUCGAACAAGAAGGCUUGGAAUGCCCUAGUGACGUCAGUAAUGAACUAUUGGAAAAAAUAAAAAAUGCACAAGCAAACGCUAAGAAGGGUAUCAAAGCUCAGAGGUGGAACACAAUAUGUUUGGAAGUAUCGUAUUCAAGCUUGAAAUUGGUGGCAAAUAAUGUAGUUAUUAUGUUGAAGCGAUUAGAGCGUCACAUUCCCGCCUUGGCAAUAGCGUCGGCUAUAAAUGAACGACUAACUGAUUUACUUUCCGGAUCUCGAAUACCGGAUUUGAGUUGGCAUGGAAGUAACUUUCAGCGUGUGCUAAUGCAUUCUGAAGCUGUGCGCAGACAAACAUUCGAAAAAUGGCCACAUAUGGACUACAAGUGGGCUUUACCCGAUCAAAUGGCACAAGCCGGCUUCUAUCACCAGCCAUCAUCAUCUGGCGAGGAUCGAGCCAUGUGCUUCACGUGUAGCGUUUGCUUAGUUUGUUGGGAGAAAACCGAUGAACCGUGGAGUGAACAUGAACGCCAUUCUCCAAUGUGUCCGUUCGUCAAGGGCGAGUACACACAAAAUGUUCCAUUAUCUGUGACAUACGCAACUAAUCCAGCUAUGUCUGCGCCAGGACUUGGUUUCGAUGUCAUCUCAAACAGUGAUUACGCCAACGUAUUAUGCACAAGUUGCACGCAGACUGGGGAAAUUACUAUCUGGAGUAUCGAGCGACAUCUGAAGAAGAUGCAUUCAUUCAAUAUUGCUACAUUAAUGAAGGAUAUCUGUGAUGAAGGGUAUAAGUGGGCACGUGUGACCGCAAUAUGUGUUCUGCCAAAUGCUCGUGCGCAAUGUAAAAUUAACACAUUGACCGCAAAUCAAACAGGCGGAGGGGGGAAUACAGGUUGCGGUGGAGUUGCAGGUGGUAAUGUGACCGCCAGUGGCAUAGUACAAUGUUCCUCCACGUCGACUUUACGCGCAGGUGUAGUUGGCUCAAAAAUCGUAUUGGGUAUGAGCAUCCGACAAAACACCGGCGAAUAUUUACUUCGCAUGGUGGUGCUAAAUAUUGUGGAGAGUGAUCGCGUACAGGAAAACACUGGAAAUAGUAACACUGGUACUGGAUCUGGAAGCGGUAAAGCAAGCAUUAAUAGCAACGGCAAUGCUGGCACAACCCAGAAGUCGCCGUUAAUUGAAGUCGCUGAUAAUGGUGGAGGUGGAGGCGAUGGCACCAACAGUGAGAAGUUGAGUGACAAAUACGAUCAGCGUGACGAUGAUAACAAAUCCCUUUCUUCGGAUUUUGAAAAAUACGCAGAUGGCUUUGACAGCAACGGAUUUGUAUCGGAGUUAAUUGCUUUGAAGAAAGGUGAUUGUGUGGUGGGCGAUAAGGUUGAGAGUCUGAAAGCAGAUUAUAACGAUUUAUUGGAGGAUGAACUCAUGAAAAUGGACUUAUCACAUAGCUAUAUAUUUUCACAAUUUUUGGAAAAAAGUCUUGAUGGGGGAAGCGGCAAUGAAAUCGGCGUCGGGGUAGGAGUCGGAAGUGAUGUAUCAUUGAAUGCCAAUGAAAUCCAAAUGGACCCCAGCUAUUUCAAGAAGAAGCUAUUGGCAGCGACAUUAGCAGCACAGCAAAAUAAUACCAAUAAUAACAAUGGACACAAAAGUAAUAACAACAACAACAGCAAUAGUAGUACAAUCGUUCAAAAGCUAACUGUUAGCGAAGAUAUUGAUUGUGUAGUUGAAAGUUGUACAAGUGUGCGAAGAAUGAAUGCGCUAGUAUCGGACAGCGAAGCGUGCAGUAGUGCUGGCGGUGGUGCCGCUAAUGGCCGUCGAGAAGUUAUCGAAAUCGCUGAGAUUUUGCCAGUAAAUGGCAAAUGCAAACAGCUGCUAGUGAAAUUAGUAAAAACAAAAGCGCCUAAUGAAACGUCAAGUAAGAUAAUUAUGGCAACAGUAGACAUGGAUUUGGAUGAUGAACGAAUGGAAGAUCAUGCCGAUUUCAAUUCGGAAGCGGUAGCUGCUCAGCUUCUACUUUUCGAUUAUGUAGAUUCGGCCAUUUCAAAUGAAUAUACUUUGGCGGUCACUUUCAGUCGAACAAAGUGUCCUCAACAAUUGUGUAUUUUACCAAAUUUUCAAACAUCAGAUGAUGAACAAAAUAGCUUCAACACAGAUUCCGGUGCGCUCUGUGUCGUAUGUGCUGACGGAAGCAUGGAGAUUUACUCCCUAACCGACUUUCAACCUGUAACAGUUGUUGAAGAGGAAGGCGAACAUUUCGUUUCGGUUGCUUAUUGUCGCAGCCUGGAUCGCCUGUGUGGCUGCACACGUAGUGGGUCGUUAAUAUUUUAUUCCUUAAACGAUGCAGAGAAUGAGUCUGGCGACGAAAUGCUAGAAAUGGAAGAAGAUUGCAAAACUGCUUUGGUAACAACGUACCCGCAAAGACCAAGUGAAAAUGACUUUCUUAAUACGGACGCCGGAAAUAGAAAUAUUGCGUUAUCCAAAGUAUCCGUGACUGUUCCGGAUGGCUUAAGCAGAAACGUGGCGCCAACUGUAUCCACAUCAACGAGUUCAGUAUCAAUCGGAGUUGAGCACUUAACGGAUGACAAUCAAUAUUUUGGCAUUGAAUCGUUAUUGACCGCCAGCAAUAUUAAAAUAGAUUGCAGCGGCCAGGGUUCCAGCAGUAGUUCUGGCUUAAAUGGUAGCCUAAAUAAUAAUAGUUUGUCACAAUCGUCGCCAUCACCCUCAACGUCUUCUAUUAAUGCGGCCUCCACCUCCAAUUUGUUGGCAUACAAAACUAGCGAACUUUCGCUAGAUGAUUUACGAACGCUCUACGAACUCACACAGUUUGACGAUGUGCUGGCCUUAUAUACUGCCGAAGUGCCGAGUUGCUGGAAUGAUCUAGUGCAGGCGCAGAAACAGCGAAAGCAGCCACAGCAUUUACGCCAUGGUGACGAUACGCAAUUCACGAAAACGUGGCGCUUACAUAACGAUGCCACCACUUGGGAUGAACAUAUUAUCGAACUUAACCUCGUGCAACCGGUGAAUUUAGGGCAUAUUGAUUUGAAGUUCUCACUCUACCAGCAGUGCCAUAAUCCGGCUGCAAUUCAAGUGACAUUACUAAAGCAGAAUACCAGCGGAUUUGGCUAUCGCAUGAAAGGACCACACCUAAAUUAUAAGCAAUCUGCUAUGGAUGACAACAUUGAUUUGACUUUCAAUAGUUAUGAUGGCAACAAUGAGAAUCCUGUUCUGAGUGAAGAAUAUCUACAAACACAUAAUGCUGAAAUACUUGCUGGUCCAAUUGAGUUGUCCUCGUGCAUUGAUCUUUGCGACCAAGGCGGCACAGUGACACUGACAUCACCGAAACUGUUUAAGACGCGCACGCGUAAUUUUCUGUUACACAUUAAAACCAUGUCGGAUCCGGCCAAGGAGGGUCAAAGCAAGACGCGAGGUUGUGAUUGGCUGCAUGAAAUUUCCAUCAAUGUUCGCGGCGUGAAAAGUCAAAAUCGCAUUCCCAAUGAGCGUUUGCAAAGAAUAGCAAUGCUCGAAAGUAAUAUAUUGCUUGAGAAUCUGUUCAAAAUUGCCAGCAAUUCGAAUUCAGCAACGCUGGAGAAAAAUCUGGCUUUGGAUAUCCUUACGUGGAUAUGCUUUAUACGCUUAAACCGGUUUCGCUCACCAAAAUCCGAACGCAUUAAAGGGCAAAUUAAUAAAAAUACAGCUUCUACAAACACGGACUUAAUGGCUCAACAAUUCGAAUGUAUCUGCCUGUCGGAAAAGUAUCUCGAAAAUAUGUUGCGCAACUGCAUUAUACACAGCAAUCGCACAAUGGCACACAAAUGUGUCAAACUGAUACUUAUAUUAACUGACGGCAUAUGCAGUCUGCCUGUUGAGGUGCAGUCACAUUCCACCCUCGACGUUGCCAUAAAGGACGCCGUAGCGAACACAUUCAAUGAGUUACCGCGCGCCAAGUUCGCCAGCGUUGUGCGUUGGUAUGCCAUGCUCGCUUGUGCCACUUCGACACUAGAAUCACACAAUGGUAUAUCCGAGUUGUGUGUUAAAUUGCUGGCAGAAAUUGCAAAGGAGAUCGAUGUGCGUUGGGAUCCCUACUGCUCUUUGCUUAGCACAAGAUUUGGUCUCUAUGGUUUUCCCUUCGAGCCUGAAAUAUUCGAUUACGAUUUGCCAAAUGUAAAUAAAAGUAACGUUGUACUGCCCUCUUCGCUAAUGAAUAUGAUUCGUUCGAAUGCAGGUCUAAUGCAAGCCGCCGGGUUAGAUAUUAAGAAGCUCUGCUCCAUUGAUGGUGUGGAUUUUCGUACGUUUCCGCAUUUGAUCAAAUGCAAGAGUGUUAGUAAUCAGCUGCGCGGCUUAUUGGAGGUUGAGCAAUUACACUACACUUGCGCAUCGACGUCGGAGGCAACGCGUAUCGAUAAUAUGGACACAGUUUCAGCAAGCAGCGCAUCCAAUAUCAAUAUGGAGGAAUUGAUCGUCGCGCCGAUGGUCGACAUGCCCAAAGAACCGGAAAGCUACAAUGUUAACGAUCUGGUAUACAAUGUGGAUAAACAUAUGAAGAUAGUAAACGCUAAGAAAGCUGAAAAUGAUGUAGUCGCAGAAGUGUUGAAGCCAAACGGAAUAUGUAUAGAUUUCAAUCCAGCCAACAGCAUCGAUGACAAAAUCAAAAAGUGUAUGCCGCUUUUGCCAAAAUUCAAAGCCAUUUGCAAGUACAUUGAGUAUUGCGAUGAGAAUUUGCAAGCCACUUCAGCUGGUAUUAACAACAGCAACUAUGCCAAUAACGAUACAAUGCUCUCAAAUCCAAGUCUUCUAGCCAAUUCAGAUCCGAAAAUUAACGAAGCCAGCGCUAAGGCUAUAACAAUGGCUACACAAAUCAUCUACGAAGCUACGCAACAAGAAGAACAAUUACAACAACAGCUACAACAUCUUAACAACACAGAAUAUACAUCGCCACAAACGCCAGCUGUGGCCGAACAGCAACAACCGAAAAAGCAAUCGCAGCAAGCACAGCACAAAGAUAAAACUUCAACAACUAAUGCCGAAGCUCCGGCCAUUGGCAGUGACAACUCGAAUGCCAAUGCAACAAAUGUCUUUGCUUGGCAUAAGCUGCUGGCGCCACCGCCAAAACAAAUGGUCGUUAUUGAUCGUAUGCAUUCCGGCGCACGUCGUUUUGUAGUCUUAGACUUCGGCUCACCCAUUUUACUGACCGAUUUGGUUAUACCCGCAUGCGACGAACUGGCAUCACUGCACAUUGACAUCUGGUGCUUUGAUGAGGAGGCCGACAGCGUGCGCUUAGUGGUCGCCUCUGACAUCAGCACGAAAACCUUGGUUCUGAGCGAUCUUCAACCACCACCGAUUUGUCGCUACAUGAAAAUCACCAUAAUCGGACGCAUCGGUAUGUCGGCUACGAAAUGCAAAAUUCCAAUUGGUUCGUUUUAUGGACACGCUGUUGUCUUGGAACACGACGGCUACGGCGAUUCGCUGCUACGUUUCAUGAAGCAACCCGCACAAAAUAUACAGGCACAGAUAAAGGCGUUGACGUCGCUGUACGAGGAUGUGCAUUGUCGUUAUAGUUUGGCUAGUUGUAAGUUAAUCGAGCUGUUGACACCCAUUCUCAACUGCGAGAUGUCAAAUGUGGCGCAUAUGCAAGCGUUCAUUCACAAGCAACGCGAAGAGGACGCUAAUACGGUGGACAAUAGUAAAGUAGUCACCAUAUAUGAGGAAUGCAUUCUAUUGCAACAUCAAAUUAAUAUUAUACGCAAUGUUAUUGGACGUUUGGAGAAUUCGCUGCAUCCAGUGCCAUUCGGUGCUGUUACGGCUCAAGUUGCUGCCGGCUCAUUGGAGAAUACGAAUUUAAGAAAUGUUUUGCAGUUGGCAUCACGUGACAAACUGCGUGUUUUGGGGCAAAGUUUAGUGGAGAUUUUGCUGCAUUUUUCCAUAGAAUAUGGCAUAAAGAAUAUUUUGCCAGUUCACCAGCUAUUCACAAUGGAUGUGGCAAAUAUGCUGUUCAAUUCGUUGGUGGUUUACGGCGAUGCACACAUCCAAUUGGCCACAUGCUCGCUGCUGGUACGCAUGUGCUGCUUCCAGAGUUGGUGGGGCGAUUUCUUGGCGGACAUCUUCUGCAAUUUGUUUUCUUCGCAGAACAGUAAAAUCUUUCCACAAGACCGCAUUUUCUUCUUACUGACCUAUUUGGGAAGACGUAGCAUCGCAAUGGGCACUUGCCGUUCAAUAGUUAUCGACGCAGUAUUGAAGACAUUGGCAAAGCUUUUGGCACCCAUUUCGCCUAGAUAUCAAGAAAGCCAAGCGACGGCCACACGUAUUGAUGACACAGAUGACAGCGGUGGUGCCAGCUCUGGCGGCUUGUGGUCGAAAUCGGAUCUGCAGCUAAUCACGUGGCUAUUGUUAUUUUUAUCGGUGUGCUUGGAUGAUAGCAACGAACGCAAAGAUAAAUCAUCGAGUCGCUGGGAUUUCAUGAGCUGUGAAACCGAUUUCACCAAGACUCGCUCACAAACCACAAAUACAACCGGCAAACAGUUGCGUUGCUUCAAGAAACGCAUUGUGCAACAAAACAAAUACAGCGUGCAGCCUUAUACGGAUUGGGGCAAAAAGAUUUUCAUGAUUCAGAAUGAGCAUCCAGGCAUUUUCAUGGAAAUGACAGGCAAACCGAAACCGAACAAAACCAACAAGGCAAAUAUAACGCCAAAGCCCACCAAGGAAGCCAAUCAGGAACCUGAAAACAACUUCGACAAGGGGCUAAAGACCAUACGUUUAAAUAACAUAUUGAUUGUGAUUCGUGGUUUGAUCGCAUUAUUGCUGGAAAUGGAUUUUACCUGUAAUAUGGAUCAAUUUCUCCUAACAUGCAAGGUCAUUGCGCGGCUCGUGUCUGCAUGCCGUCCAGCCGUACAAUUGUCAAAAAUAAUUACAACUACGCAAUUGGAGCAACUCAUUCGGCAAGCGGUGUGGAAUGAUCAGCAACAGCCUUGGGCUGUGCAUGCAAUCACCUGUUUACUACAGGAUCUACUUGAUGCCGAUAAGCAAUUCAAAGACAAUGACAAUGUGGUUGUCAAUGCGGAGGGUGUGCGACCGAUGGAGGGUGUCCAGGAAACAAAAGAUUUAUUCUCCGACUAUUCACAUUACUUGUCACAGGCUGUAAAUUCGCAACUGCAAUCCGUUGGCAAUGAUAUACAGUAUUCUGAUGGCGUAAAAUAUUCCUACCUGCCCUCGUUAAUCGAAUGCGAAGACACCGAAUUGGAUGACAUACUGAACGACAUUGAUAUUAUCGAACGUUCGAAAACGGUGACCAAGAAGGACAGCAACGCCAUUAAUAAGAACACGUUCAACUAUUUCUGCAAGUCAAUAUCCAGCGCCAUGGACGCACGCUUGGACGUUGGUCUUGACAUUAAUGUGGAAAUUCAGCUGCGCCGCCUGACAAUGGUCUCCUCUUUGGAUAUGUACUCGUCUUUGCCGCAAAUAUUGGCCAAUGAAUUUAUUACGACGCCACCGGAGGCGACCGUUUGGCCAGAGUAUAUUACGGACAUCUGGUCUAGUCCGGAGUAUAGUUGCGGUGAAAACACUUAUAAGAUGUUUAAAAAUGUUUUUGAUUGCAUUUUUGCACACUUACAUUUGCAAGAUACAUGGGUACACCUGGAACAGGUGUUGCAAAUGUGGCUGACUUUAAAUGGUGAAUUGUCGGACAAACCCUACAAUUCUGGCAUCACUCAGAGCGACAUACCGAAGAUACCGUUUGGCGCGCAUGCCGUGCAAGGGCUAUUGCUCGCGUUGGCAUGGCAUAACGACAUUAAACUUCGCACUUGGUGUCUGGGUUUCCAGUGCUUGUUUUUGGCGUGUAAUUCGCAAGCGCUGGGCGAUGACGACAUCGAUUCGACACGAAUCAAUGAAGUGAUCGUUAACGAUGAGAAUUUCGAGAAGAUGCUUUUACGUUUCUUCUCCGGUUAUGGCAUGAGUUCGUCAAUCAUUACAAAUCGUUGUGCCGGUCCUACAAUUUGCAAGAAUCUGCAUGAGUUGUUGAUGUGGCUACACAAGAAGAGCGAAAGCAGUGCGCUUACUGUUGUUUCGAACCGUCGUAAGCUGAAAGACACUUUAUUGCAUGUAAUAUUGCAGCUGGUGCAGCCAGGCGGCGCAAUCGCUAAUCAGCAGGGUCCAAUCGAUGCCCAAAGCCAGUUGGUGCGAGACUUGCUCUUAAUACCAACUGACAAACCCGAUUUGAAUGUGGCGCUAAACAUUAUCGAAAGUGUUUCAUUUUUGGUAUAUAACAAUAUAUCUAACGGCGAUAAGCUACAAUGUCAACGCUCAACUGAUUGCAAUAAUGCCACGAGUACUUUUAGCAACCUCUUCGCCAAUGUGCUGGGCUCAGAGAGCACCAAACAGAAUACUACGCUCUCAGAUAACUCGCUCAUAAUUAGUUUACUGAAACUGUCGUCAUCGCUGGCGGAGACCGAACUGCCGAGGCAGCCUAGUGAGGUGCCUAUACCAGAAGAGGAAGAAUUGUCAAGUGAAAGCCAAACUGAUGAAACCAAGGCAGAGCAAUUAAAUAUAGAAGGCCACCGACCGAAGACGCCUUGUAUAGCCGAUACAGUACUGCGACACUUCCCCACAAUGAAACGUUUAUUGGGUUCACUGUCACAUUGCUCCAGCUCAUCGUUCACCAUAGUGGCUUCGUCCUCUAACUUUUUGCUAGAUGAGCCACAAAGCACCGCCGAUGCCGUUUUCAAUUUACUCAUUACACUAUAUGACAAAGCAUCGAAUCCACGUCUCAUUGUGGCAUCGAUUUGCCAAUAUUUAGAAACCAGCACAAUACAGCGCAACGCUUUGCCGCGUUUGCAGUUGUCGGAGCCAUUUUUGUGGUAUAUUUCAAAAGUGCUGGAAGUUUCUGUGGCUGUGCAAAUAUUCACGCAGUUGGGCGGCAUCAAAAUCAUUUGCCAAAAUUUGGUGCGACUGAAUAAGAUUCUAAUAAACAUGCAGCCGGGAUUGAUUUCGCUGAUCAUGCAACAUAUGACUAAAAACACUAAACUCAAAUUGCAUUCCCAUGCGUGCGUUAAUGGCAACGGAAAGAAGACAUCUUCCUCGUCCAGCUCUGCACAGAGUCAGCGCCAUUUCCAGGAUGGCCUUAUAAAUUUCGCGCCAUUUUGUACCAUAUCCGCCGAGCAUGACACCACACACUCAGCAGACAUUUUAAUAAUGAAUCCGGUGGCAUCGCAUAGGCGUCCUCGCACACCUGCUUGGAGUUAUAUGUUUUAUCCAAAUGAAUCGCACGUCGAUUUGACAAUUACACUGCCAACAGCUAUACUGUUGAAGGAGGUACAAUUGCAGCCACACGCCCCAACAUUGGCAUCGUGUCCGUUCGCGGUUGCUUUGGAAAUAUCACGUGAUUAUGGUUUGGGCCCAAUACCAGUGGGUCCACCGCUUACGACCACAGGUAUGACUUGCAUACGUUUGAAGUUGGCUAAGCCGGAAAUCGCUACCAGUGUCGUACUACGCUUGUAUAGACCGAAAGACAGCUCCAACAUUGGUCUCUCACAAAUUGCCAUUUUGGGCAAUACAAUAUUUGCAUUCAAUUCCAAUUCGUUGGGCAGCGGUGCAAGUGGCAGUAAUGGUGUUGGUGUCGGUGUAGCCGGUAGUGGUGUCUUCAAUUUCGAUCAAAACAACGAUGAGGACACAUUCGCUAAGACAAGCGUUGGCUGGAUGCGCAUACUGGCGCGCUGUUUCAAAGCGCCUGCACUUAUCUACGAUGAAAAGUUGGCUGCCGAUGUGAUCGGUGCUUCGGCCGCCUACCCAGGUUUCCUGGAGGCCUGCUGCUCACUAAUGAACAUUAUGCCAAUGAUACCAAACGCCGCAUUAGAAAAUCUGCACACUGUUUUAUUGAAGCUGGGUGCCUACAAUCGUAACUUGUGCCUGUCCAUAAUUCGCAUAUUGCUCUGGGGUACAGCACCGCAAACAUACAAGCUUUCAAAUGAGAGCAUUUGCAAUCUACUUUAUGAGUUGGCCACAACCAGAGAUGAUUAUAUGGUGGACAAGAUACAGGUGCUACUCGAGUGGAUCGUAAAGCUGCGCCAAAACUUCAGUAAUCGCACAUUGCGUUGUAAUAAUCCACAAAGCGGCUUUGUUAAGUGCGUAGCUUCGAUACUGUGGUCAGUGCAUGCGGAGAACCAUGUGCCGAAUUUACAAGAACUCAUCACCAACGAUCUCUUUGACGCCUGUAUGCACUGGAUAGACACGUUGGAGAAUGAAGAGCCGCUCAAAGUGGCUUUUGACUCUUUGUUAUGCUCGCUGUGUUGCAUCAAGCCGGAGCUAUUCAAUCAGCUGAUCACCAAACUGAAUGUGAAGGUGCAGCAAACAAAUGCAAUGGAUAGCAGCAGCGGUUCAAGUACAAGUGUGGCGGCGGCGGGCGCACAAGCAAUCGCGCCCGAUAGUGGCAUAAGAGGCGGUUUGACCGAUGAUAACAAAGGUCAAAGCGGCAGUGCAUGGUUCGCCAGCGUUGCUGCAGCCAAUCUAACAACAUUAUUACAACGGCCGGUCUACUUGGGCACAUUAGCAAUGGCCUGUCAAUCGCCAUCUGCCGUUUAUCAGUUGGUGGACUCAGGUUUGCCAAAGUUAUUGGCCUACGCUUUGUAUGAAUAUUGCAGCGCUUUGUUGCCGGAGGUGAAAAGAUCUCCGCCGCAAAUGUUGGCGAGCACCUCAGCGACAGUCGCCACAAAUAGCAGCGCUUCAACAUCGAGUUCGUCGACAACCACACAAUUAUCGAGCACCUCAAACGCCUGCCUAACAGAUGCUGAUAAAGCAGAAUGCGUAGAUGAGAGCAAUAUAGCCAUGAAUGAGGUAGUUGUGCCGCUACUUAACUGUGCACAUGUACCGAAGGUGUUGGACUUCUUCUCCGAAUGCUGUGCCGAGGGUCAUAUGCGUGACUGGCUUGGCACGCAGCAAGGUGUCAUCUUCUGGAAACCGUUGCUGGAGCUGCUAUGCAAUUAUCGACCCAUGGAGUACGCCGGUGAGGAACCGAUGCAACAGGCAUUCAUACGCAUGGAACGUGCCACCAUCAACUUUUUUUCGCGCGUUAGCGCUUGUCAUCCGAAAAAUCAAGAUACUCUUACCACUUUACUGAUUGCCGUAAUACGUAGGCCAAUGCUGGGAUCGCUGGGUGGCAAGACCACCAUAUCUGGUUUUACGCGACAAAUCGUUUUGCAAUUGCUGCUGGAGAAUGAACGAAUACUGGUGUCGGUUCGCAGUAAACAACCGUUGCAGAAGCGCGAUUCCUCGACACUGUCUGUGGCGGCGACAGCAACUAGCGCUGCCAAUAGUAGCGUGUCAAUGUCCUUGGUUAAUCAUCAUCCAUCUAAGCGCGUCAAUGCGCACCAUCUUCUCUUUGGUGUCAGUGCGAACACAAAGUGUCAGGAGAUACUACAAAAUUGUGUUUCUGAAACGCGUCCAGGAGAGAACAACGCGCCAAUGAGUGGCACCAUAAAUUUGACAACCACCAACAAUGGCGAGCUGGGUGUUAAGCAAGAUAAUGAGAAGUCGAAAAACGAUGUGUAUGAUAGCAUUCCGUUUAAUUUCAAUGGUUUGGAGAAUGGCAUGGAGUUCUUGAGCGUGGCAGCCGGGGUCACAGCGAAGGACAAACGCAUUAAAGAUGUGAAAAAUCAGGUGGCAGCAAGCAAGGAAAACAAAGACCUUUUUCCGAAUUUCCCAAAAUUCUUCAGUAUUGAAGACUUUUUGACGCCUGGCUCCAUUAUUGCGAAUUGCUCGCAACUCGUGCAUUCAGAUUGUCCGGAAAUUGUGAUUACCAGUGAUACCACUAUAUCGCAAAUACUUGCCGCCUUACAUAGCAAAGGCCAUUCGUUGUCAACCCCUUGCAUCACACUGAAUCUGAUACCUUCCAAGCCAGUCGAAAUCAAGGAGGACUCUGUGCUUAAGGCGUCUGACAUUGAGCCGCUGCCAUCGCCAUUGCAACGUUUCUCCAGUCGCGGCGGUUUGUCGCUGCUCGCCCAGUAUUUGCCCACAGUAUAUCCGGACAGUGCCGGACGCAAAACGCCUACCACAUUGCCGGAGAAGGAGAAGAGCCCACCUAUGACUGAUUGGGUCAAACUCGAGCCAAAUGAUGAAAUAUACGAAGAUCUGGAGGAUCCAAUUACCGAACCCACAUCCAAACACACCACAAUCACAUCGGUGCCGCAACAUUCACUUGCAGCGUUUGGCCUCUUUUUGCGCUUGCCACCUUACUCGGAUGUGCUGCUGCGCGAUAAGGUGCGUGCUCAAUGUCUAUUGCGACUGGUGCUCGGAGUUACUGGCGACGGCGAAGGAAAUGAUAUUUACAGCUUAUCUGUGGCUCCCUCGCUUCCAACAUUACCGUUUGAGGUAUUCCGCCAAUUGCUGGACAACUCACCCCUGACUACAGACGAUGGUAUGCUACUACGGCGUAUGGUCAUCGAAGUGGGCGCAAUGCAUUUAGUUUUGAAUUGUCUGGGUGUAUUUACCCAUCAAUCGCAAAAUUAUCAAAUCGUCAGCCCACAAAAUGAGUCUUCUACCAGCGGCAUUCGGACAUCGUCAAGUAAUAAUGUCGACGACUCUUUGGGUACAUCUGAUGACAAGGGGCAUAUGUACUGGGCCAAGGGUACUGGAUUUGGUACGGGCUCAACGACACAGUCAUGGAAUGUGGAACAGGCCUUGUUGCGGCAAAAGAGCGAAGAGGAGCACGUAACAGUUUUACUGCAAGUACUCUCGAGUUAUAUAAAUCCCGGCGACAAAAUCCCCGCCGCUUUACAAUCGGACGAAAUCAUGUCGUAUCAUGAAAUUACUGAAGUAGCCGGUGAAUUGCCAUCCUUAUUUUUGGUGUUACUUCAACAGUCGUGUCUCAUUCCGGCAUUAAGUUCCUACUUGCGAAAUGAUUCCGUACUGGAUAUAACCAGACACAUUCCUCUAUAUCGCGCCAUCUUGCAAUUGCUGAGAGCACUAUCGCUCUCUCCAGAAUUAGUUUCACUGCUGCAGCCGUCGCCGAAUAAAAGCGAAAGCUCGCCUGCGAUUGUUGAGCUGCUCUUAAAUAUGAAGACAUGUGUCGAUACAUACGCAAAACGUUUAAAGGUUAAUAAGAAGUCCAAUAUAAAGGGCCAAACGCAACAGGUGACCGUCAACAUUGAUGACGGUGACGACGAGGGGCUUGCUUUACUUAUACCCGACAUCCAAGAGACGACCGUGCUGGUGCAAAAGACAACCAAUGCAGAUGCGCUCGCCAAUCAGCAGCGCUUGGAUCGUGAGGCUGGCGGAAGUGGUAGUGGUAAUAUUGAACGCGUGCCGCAGAGUAAGUCAAUUGAGCAGUGCUAUUUGGAGGUAAUGAAGAAGCUGCAAUUCGACACUGCGGAGAUGAUUGUGGAGGCAGAGAAUAACGGCUUUCGUUUUGUCAUUUCGCAUCAUUUUGAGAAGAUGGUGCGCAUGGCGGGUGAUCGUUAUCAUCCGUCGCGUGUGAAGCGUUUAGCGCAAGAGGCGGUGACGCUUUCGACCAGCUUACCGUUGUCGUACAGUAGCUCCGUCUUUGUACGCUGUGAUACCGAUAGACUGGAUAUUAUGAAAGUAUUGAUUACGGGGCCCGCAGACACGCCAUAUGCGAAUGGUUGUUUUGAAUUUGACGUCUUCUUCCCGCCCGAUUACCCCAACCUUCCGAUGAUGAUCAAUUUGGAAACAACGGGCCGGCAUUCGGUGCGCUUCAAUCCCAAUUUAUAUAAUGACGGCAAGGUUUGUUUAUCCGUGCUCAACACCUGGCACGGUCGACCUGAAGAGAAGUGGAAUGCGCAAACGUCUAGUUUCCUGCAAGUUCUGGUAUCCAUUCAAUCGUUAAUUUUAGUCCCGGAGCCGUAUUUCAAUGAGCCUGGCUUUGAGCGUAGCCGCGGUACGCCUAGUGGCACACAUUCUUCACGCGAAUACAACAGCAACAUCUACCAAGCGUGCGUACGAUGGGCGAUGCUGGAACAAAUACGUAAUCCCAGUCCUUGCUUCAAAGAUGUGAUUCAUACCCACUUUUGGCUCAAACGCAAUGAAAUAUGCGCGCAAAUUGAAAAUUGGAUUGAGGAGCUAAGCAAACCGCAGUACAGUGAACGCAACAGUCGGACCAUAUCAUUUAAUUCGAUGGUCUUACGUCGUCAGUAUCGUCAUUUGCGCGAAGAGCUCGCAAAGCUUAAAGUGCCAGAGGGCUUGGAAGAUCUUGACACACCAUUCAAUCCGAAUGUCAAUCUGCCGGCAAUGACUGAAACCACCAGCGCUGCAAAUGCCACCAACACCAAGGCAACGACCAUUACAGCGGCGAACACUGCGUCCACGACAACUGCCCCUGCGAUCGGUACUAAAUCGGGUAGUAACGGCAAUGGCGAUAACAGCCGUCAUGAGAGUGAAGACAAGAACGUAAAUGCGAUUAGUGGCAGUGAUAGCCCCACCACACCGACUCCCGCUAGCAGUAGUGACAGCAAUAGUAGCAAUACAGUUGUUAUAGAACUGCCGGCAAGAACAAAUACUUCGGUGGUCAACGCUGAAUGGCAAAGUAUUUCAAGCCAAACCGCGGAGGGCAUAUCGCCAUCUGCAUCGACUACAACUAUGGGCCUGACAACGUUAUUGUGUCAGAGUAUGCCGGUUGAGGUUAGCAAUGAUUUUGAUAGUAUGAACGAUGCGACAAUGGUGAUGCCACUACAGCCGCCAGUUCCAGUUCCGGUAACUGCCAAGGUGAGUACCGUUGAGGCGGCAACAACACCAAGUGCUGAGGAUGACGAUGCCGAUGAGGAUAUUCAGAUCGAUGCCAGCGAGUACAACUACAAUGCCGAUCUGGUUCAAUCGCUUUUUUACGCCGACGAUUCACAAUUUGAGAAUUCCAAUUUGGGCGAUUUCAUGGAAUAGACUUGAUAAAUAUAUAUGACGGUAGUCAGUUGAUGGAUGGUUCGUACUUGUAGUUGUGGCAGCGACGCCUCUUGUAUGUGCUUUAUUUCAAAUCAAUUUUAAGUAUGUGUGUGUGUUAUCCAAUUAAUUCUACUAUUAUUAAUUUUAUUAAAUCAUUUUUAUAAAAUCUAAUAAAACAGAAAUCUUUUGUUUAUAUACAAUUGUACGAUUUUAUCAAUUUGUUGCAAACAAAUGAAUUGUGUCUUUUACUUUAAAUAAACUGUAUUCAAAUCUAAUUGGAACGCAACCAA
Messenger RNA from Bactrocera oleae (olive fruit fly), 16051 nucleotides. It is a transcript of the gene Bruce, whose product is annotated as BIR repeat containing ubiquitin-conjugating enzyme. Gene Ontology annotation, molecular function: protein binding; ubiquitin-protein transferase activity. The record is from RefSeq and is a predicted model, not a curated record. Lineage: Eukaryota; Metazoa; Arthropoda; Insecta; Diptera; Tephritidae. Gene Ontology annotation, biological process: regulation of cytokinesis; apoptotic process.